Zasmidium cellare ATCC 36951 is the source of this 2484-nucleotide messenger RNA. RefSeq lists its product as uncharacterized. Lineage: Eukaryota; Fungi; Ascomycota; Dothideomycetes; Mycosphaerellales; Mycosphaerellaceae. The record is from RefSeq and is a predicted model, not a curated record. The coding region runs from base 1 to 2484 and encodes 827 amino acids. The transcript has 4 exons.
AUGGCUGGCAAGUUCACCCAGUACGAGCAGGGCCGCACCACCAGCGAGGUGGGCGGCCAUCACGACGAAGCGCCACAGAGUGCGGCCACUCCCAAGGCGAGCAGCAACAAACGCUCUCGCACGGAGGCCGGCCUCACCCAAGACAGCGCGGCCACAGGGGCCACCUCUCCCGCCAAGCGGGCCAAGCUCACGCUGCCUGCGGGCUCUCAGCGUGAGGGUAAUCACGUUUCUCCGGCGGGUGCUGACAUCCCCACGGCAGAGUCGUCGACUGAGCCAGCCGGCCAGUCGUUCGACCUGUCGUCACGCACCCUGUACGGGGAAACGUGGGAGGAGUGGGCGCACAGCGCCAAUAAGCUCUGUGCUGACCUGGGCCUCCCUAACGGGGAAGAGGAAAUCUCCCUCGCCGGCCCAGCGCCCCUGGUGGAGCCCUUCAUUGGGCCACCGCCAACGGAGGAGGGGUUUGACCUCUCCCUGCACAGGCAUUUCGCGCCGAUGCCCGCUCCGGCCCCGCGGCCGGCUCCUGAGACGAUCGAUCUCACCGGUGACGACGAGGACGAGUCGUCCUCGGCGGCAGCCGCGCAGGCGGCUCCCGAGACGAUCGACCUCACGCGCGACGACUCAUCCCCGUCGUCGUCCCCUGUUGCCACGCCGCUGGCACCUCAAUCAGCACCACAGACCGUUGGGGUGCCACGGAGAUCGCCCGCAGAGGCCGCAGCGGCCCACGCAAACCACGAGAAGUUCCUCCGCGAGCAGCAGGAGGCUCUCCGGGCGGAGCAGGUGAGGACGGGCUUCUACGAUGGCCCUGCGAACAUCAACGGCAGAAGGAGGCGCGAGCACCAUCGCAAGCGCAUGGAGGACUAUCGGGCUGAGGAGGAGCGGAGGAGAGCUGCCGCGCCUGUUCCCAGGCCAUCCCAGGAGGCGCUGGAGCGCCAAGAGCGGGAGACGCUGGAGACGCUGGAGAAGCGCAGGAUUGCUCACAACGAGAGCAACAAGCGCUACCGCGAGAGGGUCGCCAAAGACAAGGCGGACAAGGCCAAGGCCGCUGCUGCUGCCGCUGCCGCUGCUGGGAAGGCAGACUCUCCCCAGGCCCCAGCCGCCCCGUCAAAGGGGAAGGGCAAGCAGGCCGCCAAGAAGGGAGCCUCACCUGCUCAACAGGUCGAGGCAUCCCCGGCGGUCGUCGCUGGACCAAGCUCAGCACCCAAGAAACAGGGUGCUGGUGCUCGGAGAGGGUCUGGGGAGUCUUCCCAGAGUGAGCUCACCCCACAGGGGAGCUCACAGGGCAGCGGCAGCGGGAGCCAGACGCCCGUCACCUCCCCAGAUGAGGUUGACGAGGACGCCAUGGCAGCGGAGAUCGCGCGCGCCUUCGCGGCGGAGGAGGUUGGGGAGAGUGAGGUGGCGGCGGAGAUCGCGCGCGCCUUUGCGCAGGAUGGGGAGGGUGAGCAGGCUGUCAAGGGUGACGACUCCGACAGCCUGUUCGGAGAGAGUGAGCUCAACCUCACCGCCCAGCCCACAGAGGCUGAGGCUGGGGUUGAGGAGAACGACGGCGCCGACCUCUUCGGUGAAGGCGAGCAGAACUUCGACUUCUCCGAGUUGUUUGGUGAGGACGAGCAACCUGCCGCCGCCGCUGAGCCCGCCGAGCCAGCGCCAAAAGCACCUCGUCUUGGGAUGUGUCUCCCCUUCUCCCGCAAGGAGACACAGCCUGCACCCCACUUCCUCCUCUCCCUCAUCGGCGGAUCAAUGCGCUGUCAGCAGCAUGGCCAGGUCACAGGCCAUGGAGACAGCAAGGACCCGACCGAGACCUCUCCCCGUCUCCAGCAAGGACUGAACAGCCCGACAUACUCAAGGCAUGUCACAGCCUGCUUCCCACCACCCUCUCCCGAUCACAAGCAAGGACUGAACAGUCCGACAUACUGUCAGUACCUUAGCCAGAUGGCACUCCACGGGGAUGACAAGGCAUGUCAUAGCCUGCAUCCACCUCUCCUCGUCUCCGGCAAGGACCAGAUAGGCCAUCAAGCCGUCGCAAGGCAUGUCACAGCCUUCAUCCACCUCUCCACGUCUCCGGCAAGGACACGAACAGCUCAUCAAAGCUGUCGGUACCUCAGCCCAACACCUCUCCACAGGGAACAUCAAGGCAUGACACAGCCUUCACGUCUCGCCAUCUCCAGCAAUGACACGAACAGCUCAUCAAAGCGCCCGGUCCCUCAGCCAGAUGGCACUUCACCGGGACAGCAAAACACAGGCCACAGUCUACAUCCCACCUCACCUCUCCUCAUCACCGGCGAAAGGCUGAACAGCAAACAAAGCUAUCAGCCGCCAGGUCGGGCCAGGUCACAGGCCAAGUGGAAAGGGCAAAGCAUAGACAGGACACAGUCUGCUUCCCAUCGCACCCUCCUCCCUUCUCACAGGGAGUAUGAGCAGGGAAACACGCUUUUGGUGGUAUGGAAUGAGUCUGACUUUGGAGAUGACGAUGAAACGUUGGAAUAA